AUGGCGCGUGGUUCCACGAAGCCCCGCGACCUCGACUUCUCCAAUGUGGGAACUCAGGGAAGGCGGACAGGUCUCACGAUGGAGGAAAGACAGCGCGACGAGUACGGAAUGGAGGAAGUAGACGGUCUAUUCUCAUCUCCUGAGAAAUCGCCCGCGAAACUAAAUGGGUUCUCCCAUGUGGACGACGAGACUGCGAGCUCUGAGAUGUCCAUUGAAGACGGCAAUGCGCCGGGACCUAUGGAUUUUCUCAGCGCUGCUAAUAAUGCGCGCAAUACUUUUCUGCCACAGGCAUCUCGAUCCCCUGCAAAAGCCCUCCGUCGAUCCCCUGUCUUGCGCUCUUCUCCAGACGACAGGGAAGAUCUGGUAGCGUCCAGUCCGUCGGAUGGCAGACGUCUGUCUUCUGCGCGAGGAGACCCAACUCCCUUGACCAAUCGUUCGGUAAAUGCAGGCGUGUCGAACAAUAAGAACGCCGCGCGACAGAAUGGCAAAUCCCGACUGAUAGCCACAGAAGCGGCUGAUUUUUCUGACGGUGAGGGCGAAGGCGAUGAGAAUGCGGAUACCUUCGGUGUCGGGCAGGAUGAUUUCAGCGACGGCUAUGACGAGGGUGAUGAGACUGUGAUGCCACAUGAAGAGGAACCUGCAGAUGCUACGGCACAAGACUUGAAUGGACUGGAAGAUGAGGUGUCCCCAGCACCAGCAGCGUCACGCCAAACAAAGACGACUGCAUCGAGUUCAAAACAGCCGAAGAAAGGACCCGCGACAAAGAAUACAAAGGCGACCAAGGCUGCCGCCAAGCCGUCUGGAAAACGAGGUCGCGCCACGAAAGCUCAGCAAGCAGACAAUGAAGAGCCCUCUGAAGCCAGACCAACCAAGAAACCAAAGACUACUGCUACCGAGACUACUAUGGCUUCACGUGAGCCCUUGGAUCCUGAGCUGGACCGUGUGGUUGAGAACUAUGCCCAGCGUUCAGGCCCAUUGAAAGGCCGCAGUCUAUAUAUUCUCAAGCGCGAAGAUCCCACUAGCAACGAGACCACUCACACCCGCUCGGGACGAGUAUCUGUUCGCCCUCUGGCGUACUGGCGCAACGAGAGAUGUGUGUUUGGCGAUGGCGAGGCCGCUGAGGGCCAACGGUAUCCUCUCUCAACGAUCAAAGAGGUCAUUCGCACGGAGGAACUUGAACCAGAAAGGCCAAAGAAGGGCAAGCGUAGCCGCAAGGGCAAGUCAAAGAAGCAAAAGGAUGAGUCCUCGGAUGAAGAUGAGAUUGACGAUGACGCCGAUCUUUGGGAGAAGGAAAGUGGUGUUCUUCAUGGCUACGUCUCCAAGUGGGACCCCGUGGCACAAACCAGCACAUCAGAGGAGGAAGUAAUAGACAUUGCUUAUGCACCCUCUGGAUUCGAAACGAGGGAAGUCAAAGGCGCCUCAUUCCGCUUUGCGAAACUGCUCAGUUCUUCAUUCAUUGGCUCCGGUGUUGUUGAGCUUCCACCAGAUGGUGUCAAGAAGCCCAAGAACUCGAAGAGAAUGCAUAUGGUGUUCUAUGUCUGUUACGGCCGAGUGCAAGUGGACAUCUGCGGUGUGCAAUUCAGCGCUGGCAAGGGAUCAGUGUUCCAGAUCCCACGAGGCAAUUACUAUAGCUUCCAGAACUCCCAUGACAAGAAUGCGCGACUUUUCUUCACGCAAUGCUGUCUUCCGGAAGGGAGUGAAGUCCCUAUGCAAUCCGAGAAUACAACGCAGAGCGAGUUUGAAGCUGAAAGCGGCCCAUCCGAGCCUCCAGCCGCAAAGGCUCGAGGUCGCCCCAAGGGCAAGCAAAAAGCUAAAUGA
This is a messenger RNA of Penicillium daleae, 1818 nucleotides long. RefSeq names its product Cupin domain protein. The record is from RefSeq and is a predicted model, not a curated record. Gene Ontology annotation, cellular component: kinetochore. The transcript is spliced from 5 exons. Gene Ontology annotation, molecular function: centromeric DNA binding. Gene Ontology annotation, biological process: attachment of mitotic spindle microtubules to kinetochore; spindle attachment to meiosis I kinetochore; kinetochore assembly. Lineage: Eukaryota; Fungi; Ascomycota; Eurotiomycetes; Eurotiales; Aspergillaceae. The coding region runs from base 1 to 1818 and encodes 605 amino acids.